UCGUUUUAACGCUUUUGAGUAGUUUAACUUGAAAUAUAAAUAAAACAUCCAAAAUCAUAUCAUAUGAAUAAUAUUUUUCCAUCUAAUUUUUGAACACUGUUAUUAUAUUUUCUUAAAAUGGAUAAAUUAUGCCAUUGUCGUAUAUUUAAUUAAUAUUUAUCUGAAAAUAUGCUAUCCAGUGAAAAGAAUAAGCCAUAACUUUUCAUGUGUUGAAAUAUUUACUACUUUUUUCUGAAAGUGCCUAUAGACAAUCUUAUGGCACAGCCUCCACCGCCACCUCCUCCUGAGGAGGUUGAAACUCCAGGAUGUGUUGUGAAAGAAAUAGAAAAGCAACUUUAUAAAACUUUGAAAGAUGUCUUUAAGUAUGAUAGUUAUAGAAGUUUAGUUCAGAAACGUGCUGUUGAAGCUGUUGCUAAUAGCAGUCAAGAUGUUUUUAUUUCCAUGCCUACAGGAGCUGGUAAAUCAUUGUGCUACCAGCUUCCAUCUCUUGUUAGCGAAAGGAAAGGCUUGACUAUUGUUGUCUCUCCCCUCAUUGCAUUGAUGUCUAAUCAGAUGAACCAGAUGCAGAAUUUAGGCAUCCCUACUGAAACCAUAAACUCUAAAAUGCCUGCUUCUCAACGGGACAGAGUGAAAAAGGACCUUAUGAGUUCAUCUCCUAUAACAAAACUGCUUUACAUAACUCCUGAAUUAGCUAAUACUUCUGGGUUUCACUCCAUAUUAGAUCAUUUAUACAAAACAAAUAAUAUUGCAAGAAUUGCUGUGGAUGAGGCACAUUGUGUUUCUCAAUGGGGACAUAAUUUUAGACCAGAUUAUUUGAAAUUGGGAGUUCUGAGAGUAAAAUAUCCAGCAAUACCUUGGGUUGCUUUGACUGCUACAGCCUCCAUUAAAGUUAUGGAUGAUGUUCUCGCACAGUUAAAACUCUGUCAGCCAGUUGCAAUUUAUAAAACUUCCUGCUUCCGUCCUAAUUUAUUUUAUGAUGUGUCUUUCAAAGAAACACUUGAAGAUCCAUAUGCUGACUUGACACAAUUUGCUUAUUCUGCGCUUGGUGACCAUUGGGAAAUGGAUCCACCAAAUGAAAGAGGCUGUGGUAUUGUGUAUUGUCGGACAAGAGAUGGUUGUGAGGAAUUAUCUAAUAGACUGACUAAGUUAGGGUUGCAUACUCAGCCAUAUCAUGCUGGAAUCAAGCCAAAUAUUCGUGAAGAAACACAAAAUGGUUGGAUGGAUGGAAGGAUCCCUGUCAUAGCUGCAACUGUAAGUUUUGGAAUGGGAAUUGACAAAGCCACUGUAAGGUUUGUAGCUCACUGGUGUGUGUCCCAAACAGUAGCUGGUUACUAUCAAGAGUCUGGUCGAGCAGGUAGAGAUGGUAAACCAGCCAAAUGUAGAAUUUACUAUUCUAGAAAAGACAGAGAUACCAUUCUUUUCCUUCUUAAAAAAGAUGAAAAUUCUGCCAAAACAAAAGGUCAACAUAUGAAAAUAUCUGCAACUAUCAAAAGCUUUAAUACAAUGAUUAAAUAUUGUGAAGAAUCUGUAUGUCGUCAUUAUUUGCUUGCAAGAGAGUUUGGCGAUGAUAUGCCCGAUUGCAGAAAGCACUGUGAUGUUUGUUGCACACCUAAAGCUGUUGCACAGAAAAUUGCAAAAUUUAAAAGCACUUUACUGGGAUCUAAAAUAAGAUAUAAAGAAUCAAAGGAUGGUUUUAAUGAUCUUUAUGGUGGUGGUCGAGAUGGGGUGCAGCAAGAAACUCACGAGUAUGAACGUGAAGAUAUUUCUAAUCAGGAGAAGGAAGCCGCUGCUGCUCUUUCUAAACUAAUUUCUGAUGAAUUUAGUAAAAGAAGGGGUACUAAAGAAAAAUCUGAAAAAUAUACUAAAACUAGUAGUUCUAAAGUUAUUCAGCCUUCUCUUUCAAAGAUACCAGAAGUUUCUGUUGUAAUGCGUGAGAAAUACUUUGAUAAAUUAGUCGAUGAAAUAAAAACUCAUAUGAAACGAUGCUCAUCCAAUGAACUCUGUCCAGUUUUAAAUGAUAAAGACAUACAAAAGUGUGCUUCUGAUUUUGAAUGGAGUUGUUUUAAUUCCAAAGGAAAUAUUCAUAUGUAUAGGCGAGAGAUUGUAAACUUGACUAAGUCAUUACGAGAAGCAUCUCGUCAAGUUGAAGUGCAUCCUUUGGUAACAAAUUUUGUGCCAAAUCGAAAAAACUCCUCUUCUGGUAAUAAAGAAAGAUUACAUACUAUUGUAGAUUAUUUCACUAAAGGUAAACCUAACUAUGAAAACAAAAAGGAUAUUUCAAAUUUAGGCAGUUCUAAGUCAUGUUCAGGUAGUCAAAGAACACUUGGUGGCUCUGACGUUUCAUUGUUAGAAGAACCUAGGAAGAAAAUGCAGUCUGUAUCCUCAGAUAGCUUGCACUGUGAUAUUACUUGUGAUAAAAAGAAUUCAAAAAUGGCCUUAGGGAAUGAAUUGGGGGGAUCUAAAAUGAAUGGCCCUAAAAAAAUAGGAAAAAGGUUAGAGAAUAAAAGAUCUAGCAUUGAAGUAGAGAAACCAAUCAUGAAAUACUUUUUUGAAAGUGUUCCAUGUCACAUUGAACCUUCAGUUGUCACUCUCUCCCCUGACACUGUUAAACAUCUCUCCCCAGCCAGUAAAGUAUCAAAAUCCCAUUCAGUUGAAAGUGAAAGAACAGUUGCUUCAUCACCAUCAAAAAAGAGAAGACGGCGAUCUUCUGAUUUAUCUCUUAGUGGACAUCAUGAAAAAUCUAAAAGGAAUGAACAUACUAAGACUACUACACAGAUACGCAAUGAUAAUCUUAAAAAGGCUGCUGAUUUAGUGCGAAAACAUUUGAAUCCAGAAUAUAAAUCAAAACGUAUUAGCAAAGAUUUAUUCAAGAUUGUUUGUCGUAGUAUAUCUCAUCGAUUAGUAGAAUCUGAUGCUGUUAAUGACACUGCAGCAAAAUGUGAAGUUGAAAAAUUGUUACAAUCAAAUGGAUCCUUACCUGGUAGCCAGUGACAUUGGUUUUAAAAUGUGGAUAUUCCAUAUUUGCAGGUAAUACUUUAAUUAUUAAUGAAGCAGGUUCCAUUAUGUAAAACUGUUUAAUUUUGUGUAAUUUUAACUUUUUGUCUUUCUGCAAACAUUUUUUAAAGCAAUGUCAUUAAUAAUAAAAUUUAAUUUUUAUAUAAUCCAGAUAAAACUGUUAUGUGCAAUUGGAAUAUUUUUGCAGUUGCCUUCUUGUUUGUUUGUUACUAUCUUCAUGUUAUCUGUGUUUGAAUGUAUAGUAUUAAAAGCUGUACAGAAACUACCAAAAGUGCCUUGAAAAGAACUAUCACAUUUCAUUUGUUAAGUUGUGUAUUAUAUUCAUAUACAAGAAUUCUUACUCUAGAAUAUUAAAUUUAUUGCCAGUGUUUUUAUUUCUAAAUUUAAUGUGCUAUAAUAUGCUAGAUAGCAGGCAUAUUUAUUGUGUGAUUAUUCUGUUAUGAAAGCUGUUUAUUGAACUUUUAAAAAAUUUUGUUAUGAAAAAAAAAGUUAAUAACUUUUGCUUGCCCUUAGCAAUUAUAUUCUUAAAUAGUCAAUCAGGGUCAUUAUGUUUAUAA
Argiope bruennichi is the source of this 3572-nucleotide messenger RNA. It is a transcript of the gene RecQ5, whose product is annotated as ATP-dependent DNA helicase Q5-like. The coding region runs from base 256 to 2991 and encodes 911 amino acids. Gene Ontology annotation, molecular function: four-way junction helicase activity; 3'-5' DNA helicase activity; nucleic acid binding. Gene Ontology annotation, biological process: double-strand break repair via homologous recombination. The record is from RefSeq and is a predicted model, not a curated record. The transcript has a single exon. NCBI's taxonomy places the organism in Eukaryota, Metazoa, Arthropoda, Arachnida, Araneae, Araneidae. Gene Ontology annotation, cellular component: chromosome; cytoplasm.